Molecule: messenger RNA, 1225 nt
Organism: Triticum urartu
Lineage: Eukaryota; Viridiplantae; Streptophyta; Magnoliopsida; Poales; Poaceae
Source: RefSeq, a predicted model, not a curated record
CAAGAAGAAGAAGAAGCCGAUGUAUAUUCGGCCGCCGGCACCGAUGGUGAACAUGAAACCAUCGAUAUGCGCCAAGACUCGGUACGAUCGAUGGGGCGAGAUGAAUUGCUUCCCUCUCACUGAAACCAAGCUCUUCUUCACCGACAGCUCCGCGCGCAUCUUCCGCUUCGAUGCCGACACCCACUGCAUCGACACCAUGCCCAGCCUCCACACGCCCAAGUCCUCCCCCUUGUCCUUCUCCAUCCCUCCAAAUCCGACCACCUCCAAGGAAGGCCAAGGCGAAGGCGGAGGCCUCUACAUCAUGGACAGGAUCCUCAGGCCCAACAAGGAGGGUCAGGUCCAGUUUGAGUCUAUCUCGUACCGCAGGCGCUGCAACCACUCCAGCAAGGCCUGGCACUGCGACGCCCUCCCGCCGCCGCCUUUCGUCCACGACCCGGCCUACAAACAAGCCUCCAUCUGUUCAUAUGCCCUGGUUGGCGGCCACACCAUCUGUAUCUCCAUCAGGGGCGUCGGCACCUACUUUGACACGCUGGCUUGCGAGUGGAGCAAGGCUGGCAACUGGCUCAUGCCGUUUCAUGGCAGGGCGGAGUAUGACCCGGAGCUCGGCCUCUGGCUUGGCGUCUCUGAGCGCAACAUCCACCUCCCCUGCGUCGCCGACAUCUCCGGUGUCCUCAGAGGGGAGGAGCCGCUGCGGGAGCACACUCGAAUCUGGGAGGAUACUGACAUGCCAGAGGGGUGGUACCCGCACAGUCAGUGCCCCACCCAAGUUGUCAGCCUGGGUUCAGGCAGGUUUUGCGUCACCAACUUCGUUGAAACUAAGGACUUCGAUGAGCGCUGCGGCCAUUCGUUGGUUGACGACAUAUUUGCUGUCUUCACCGGCAUGGAGCUAGUGUUACCCGGCAAUGACAAUGAUGAGGGCAAAGCCAACAGCAACAGCAAGGGCGACUCCAAAGGCAAUGCCAAUGGGAACGGCAACGGGAUUGCUGGUGUGCGUAUGAUUAAGCAUAAAUCCAGAUCUUGCAGGAGUCACGGCACCAACUUGAUCAAGUCUGUGCUCUGAUGAGGAAUAAUAGUCUGCUGUCAGGCCAUGUCCUACUUGGUCUGCCUGCUUUACCCUAUAUGUAUUGUAAUAAGAUACCGUAUGCUGGAUGGCGCCUCAUUCACGUCAUCAUUCGUGCUAUGAACACUCGCACUAGGUUCUCAAACCAACAAAGAGGUUAUUUCA